GAGCGCCAGUCGACUGAAGAGCAUCUUCUCUGUCAAGAUUAACCAAACAGCCUGAUUUUCUGGUAGCUUUAUUGUUUUAGAAUUAGUGCAGAACACGUAUACCAAUGUUAAAACUAAUAUUUCACCUUUGCGCCUUACGUUGGUGGUUUAUAUUAAAAAUAUUUUCCUUAAAUUAGUAGAGUUCGAUUACUCGACCAUCUGCCAGCCAACCUGCGGAGUUAGCCUGGUUAGCCGUUAGCUGGAUGCGCAGCAGCAGAGUGUCGUCUGGCAGCUACUAAACCAUCGGACCAAUGUCUCAAAAAUCAACCUGGAUUUGUUUUACCUCGUUGGAGACGAACAUUGGUCGCUAAUCUUAACGGAACCUGCCCAGCAGAGUGACCCGGAGACGCGGAUGUUUCUGUCUGACGGUUUAUUGUUCAGCGGCUAACCGAAGCUAGCCUGUUAGCAGCUAACCCGUUAGCAGCGGCUGUGAAGCCUGGCCUCUGCAUGGCGACAACAGACUGACGGCAGCAGGAGAGAGCAGCCAAUCAGCUGAGGCCCGCCCCGUAGCAACAUGGCGUCCCGUCAGAGGAACUCGGUCCGGAUCCUGUCGAGCCGGGAGCGGGGAUCCCAGACGUUCGGCUCGCAGCGGCUCCUGCAGCUGCUGGUGGAGGAGAAGGUCCGCUGGAUGAAAUGGCAGAGUCAGAAAGUGGAGCUUCCAGACAGCCCUCGAUCAACGUUCCUGCUGGCCUUCAGCCCCGACAGGUCUUUAAUGGCCUCCACGCACGUCAACCACAACAUCUACAUAACGGAGGUGAAGACUGGAAAGUGCCUCCAUUCCUUAGUGGGCCACCGGAGAACCCCCUGGUGUGUGACCUUUCACCCCACCAUUCCUGGCUUGGUGGCCUCCGGGUGCCUUGAUGGGGAAGUCCGCAUUUGGGACCUGCAUGGCGGCAGUGAGAACUGGUUUACGGAGAGCAACGUGGCCAUCGCCUCUCUGGCCUUCCACCCGACCGCCCAGCUCCUCCUGAUCGCCACCAACAACGAGCUUCACUUCUGGGACUGGAGCCGGCCGGAGCCGUUCGCCGUGGUCAAGACGGGCAGCGACACGGAACGAGUGAGGUUGGUGAGAUUUGAUCCUCUGGGUCACAACCUGCUCACGGCGAUCGUGAAUCCGUCCAAUCAGCAGAAUGAGGAAGACUCUGAGGUCCCGAUGGACAGCGUGGAGAUGCCUCACUUCCGCCAGCGCUCCUUCCUGCCUUCCCAGCCGGUUCGCCGGACGCCAAUCCUCCACAACUUCCUGCACAUCUUGUCGUCUUCUCGCUCCCCGGGACCCAACGUCGGAGCCGAGCAGCCGCCGCCUCCGCCACCGCCGCGGCCCGUAAGCGACGGCGGCAGCGGAGUCAGUGAAUCGCCCGGCGGUCCCAGCGGCCCCUCGCUCCCUGGCUGCACCCAGCACCUGGGCAUGGUGUGCGUCUGCACCCGCUGCUCCGUCAGCCGGAAGCGCUGCCUGCCCACCGGCGCCUCCACAUCGACACCGUCGGUUUCCACGGAGACGCCGACGCUCUCCACGGCCUCCACCUUCUCUUCGGCCCGCACGGAGCCGCGGCAGCCCUCGGAUCGGCCCUCCGCCUUCACCUCUGUCUACUACAGCGCCGGCGCCUCCCUGAACCCCAUCAUGCCGAACAUCAUGGAGCCGCUGGGCGCCGCCCGGCCCGGCCCGGACUGGACCCGCAGCCUGCUGAACAUGCGGGACAGCACGGCAGGCCCUGCCAUGCUUCCUCCCAGGACCUCCUCCUCUUCCUCCGUCAGUCUGCUGUCAGUGCUCCGCCAACAGGAUGGCUCGUCCCAGUCGCCGCUCUACACCUCUGCCUCCGAGGGGCGGGGCUUCGCCCAGCAGGGGGAACCAGGGAGUCGGGACGGCGCCGGGACGAGCAGCGGCCACCACCCAUUUUGGGACGGCGGCCGCGGCUCCUCGGCCUCCUUCCGGAACGUUCUGCAGUGCAACCUGAGCCGCUACUUCCUGGAGAUCGACCGCAUCGACAUCGACCCGUCGCUGGGCGGCAGCAUCGCCGAUGGCAACCAGGAGCCAAGCCAAGAGCUGCUGAACAACAACAUGGACCCGGACAGGCCGGGCCAGUCCUCCUCUUCCUCGCCUACCAUCAUCCACUACCAGCCACCAGCGCCCCCGCCCGCCACCCACAGCUUGGAGAACAACGUGCCGCCGACGCCGCCGUCCUCCAGGGGGCACCACCUGAACCGCUGCCGGGCCUGCCACAACCUGCUCACCUUCAACCAGGACUCCCAGCGCUGGGAGCGCACGCACCAGACCUCCUCCACCACCUCCUCCUCUUCUUCGCUGGAUCCUCCCUCCUCUUCCUCCUCCUUCCCCUCGCCUGCCGCCGCCUGGCAGCCGGAGGAGAGCAGGAGGGCGGCGCCAGAGGCCAGCGAACAGCCGCCUCUUCCUCCAGGAGGAGGAGCGGUGGCGUUCCCACUGGCGCCGCCGCCCAGCCAGGCCGCCGAACAGACAGUGGGCCUGGUCUACAACCAGGACACGGCGCAGUGGGAGAGGGUUUACCGGCAGGCCACCGCCAGCCGGGCCGUCGAGCCGCCAGAGGCCUUAAGCCAAGAAAUGCCUGUUGACCCGCCGGAUGAGGAUUCCCUGAGGAGGCGGCUGCUGGAGUCAUCCCUGCUAUCGUUGUCUCGAUACGACAUGUCCGGGUCCAGAGACCAUCCCAUCUACCCAGACCCGGCCAGGCUUUCUCCUGCAGCCUACUACGCUCAGAGGAUGAUCCAGUAUCUGUCCAGGAGGGACAGCAUCCGCCAGCGUUCCCUCCGGUACCAGCAGAACCACCGCAUGCGAACCAUGUCCACGUCCUCUGACAGCCCCACCCCCAAUCCGUCCAGCGCCAUGGACAACAGCGACGUCGACUUCGAGGAGCUGGAUGAUAACGGAGACAGAGCGAGACACAGGACACCCCGGAAUGCCAGGAUGUCUGCUCCGUCGCUGGGGCGAUUUGUCCCGCGCCGUUUCCUCCUGCCGGAGUACCUGCCGUACGCCGGGAUCUUCCACGAACGAGGACAGCCGGGUCUGGCUACACACUCGUCUGUCAACAGAGUUCUCGCUGGAGCCUCUAUUGGCGAAGGUCAGUCUGCGGUCGCCAGCAACAUCGCCAACACGACGUACCGCCUGCAGUGGUGGGACUUCACCAAGUUUGACCUCCCAGAGAUCAGUAACGCCUCGGUCAACGUUCUGGUGCCAAACUGUAAAAUCUACAACGACGCCAGCUGUGACAUCUCCGCAGAUGGUCAGCUGCUGGCGGUUUUCAUUCCCAGCAGUCAGCGGGGUUUUCCUGACGAGGGCAUCCUGGCCAUCUACUCUCUGGCGCCACACAACCUGGGAGAAAUGCUCUACACCAAGAGAUUCGGUCCCAACGCCAUCUCCGUCAGCCUGUCCCCCAUGGGGUGCUACGUCAUGGUGGGCCUGGCGUCCCGCAGGAUCCUGCUGCAUCCCUCCACCGACCACAUGGUGGCGCAGGUGUUCCGCCUGCAGCAGCCGCACGGAGGAGAGACGUCCAUGAGGAUGGUCUUCAACGUGGUUUACCCCAUGGCUCCGGACCAGAGACGCCACGUCAGCAUCAACUCGGCCCGGUGGCUGCCGGACCCGGCCAUGGGUCUGGCCUACGGCACCAACAAGGGAGACCUGGUGAUCUGCCGGCCUGUGUUCUACAGAAGCGACGGUGAGAGUCCUGCCGAGCCCAGCAGCGAACCGCUGUUCUCCGUCAACAACAGCGGAACCGGCCGGACCCGAGGUUCUGACAGACCAGGACCGAACCGCUCCGGCUGGAGGCUCGACAGAGACAUGGGACUGAUGAACGCCAUCGGUCUGCAGCCCAGAAACCCCGCCCCCUCUGUGACAUCACAGGGAACGCAGACGCCAAUCGUCCAGCUGCAGAACGCCGAGACGCAGACGGAGAGAGAGCUGUCGGAGCCCGGCGCGUCGCAGCAGCCCCCCAGCGCUGAAGCUCCAUCUACGAGUCGAGCUGCUCAGGCGCCUCCAGAGACGCCCGAGAGCAGCGCCGUCCAAGAUGGAGUCCGGACUGAAGCGUCCGGCAGUCCAGCAGCUGGUCCAGCCGAGUCCGCAGAGUUCGGUUCCGGAGAGGACGCCCUGGCUCGGAUCCGGCGGCUGAUCGCCGAGGGCGGCAUGACGGCGGUGGUGCAGCGGGAGCAGAGCACCACCAUGGCGUCCAUGGGCGGCUUCGGCAACAACAUCAUUGUCAGCCACCGCAUCCACCGGGGCUCCCAGACGGGCCCCGGGGCCUCCAGGGCCCCCGCCGAUUCGCCCCUCCUUGUCCCCCAGCCCUUCCCGCUCCGCCCCCUGCCGGCCGCCGACCGCCUCUCCCCCAUGUGGGGCCCCCAGGUGCUGCGGGGCCCCGCGCCGUCGGGGCUCUCUGUGGCGGUGGACAUGGACGACGUUUUUGACGGCGGACGGAACGACGACGACUCGCUGCCCGGACCUUCCUCCUCCUCCCUGCUGCUGUCCUCCCCCUCUUCCUCCUCCUCAUCCUCUCACAGCCCGUUGCCCAGCAACGGAGGCAGGCCCAACAGUUACCCCGGCGACCCGUACAGCAGGUAGUGCUCUGAUUGGCGGAGAGGAGCAGAGUCCGGAGUGCUGCUCAAAGCCUUAACUCUCACAGAAACAGGUGCUGCUUUGACACUGAAGGCCCCUUCCUCAUGCUGCCUCACUCCUCUUCCUCACCCGUCACUAGUUUCCCUCCGCACUUUUCAACCCAGGCUGAAGCUGAGCUGAACUGCGAUCAUUCCUCCCCGACUUCUCUGCUUCAAAGUGCCAUCUCUGAGGGGGUGACGACGAAGAGGAGGAGGAGGAAGAGGAGGUCAGUCACCUUCCUCACAGAUUGUCCGGAGCCGCCACGUCCGGCGCCGUGUGAUGUGGAGGCGUAAAGCAGAGACUGAAGUGUCCAGCGCCGAGUUUUUGUUGUGAGACUCUUUGGUUUUUGGUUUGGGGGACGACGUCCUGUGAGAGGACGGUGGGCGUGGCGAGGUGGUCGGGGUCAAAGGUUACAGGUGGACAGUCCUGACUGCAGACUGAUUGGACAGAUGAGACUGAAUCUGCUGCGGAUCAUGAAAAAAAGAACUUUUUUUGUUUUUAAAAGAAGGAGAGCCGAUGGGGGAAACCACAGGACUGUUCAAGCCCCGCCCCCCAUCCUUCUUAAAACCCAGUUGCACUACGGUGUGUUUUGGUGCUACAUGAGCCUGAACAGAAGUGUGUGUGUGUGUGCGUGUGUGUGAUUUUAAUGAACGACUUCAGAUUUCAUCCA
Poecilia reticulata (guppy) is the source of this 5318-nucleotide messenger RNA. It is a transcript of the gene ambra1b, whose product is annotated as autophagy/beclin-1 regulator 1b. Gene Ontology annotation, biological process: autophagosome assembly; mitophagy. NCBI's taxonomy places the organism in Eukaryota, Metazoa, Chordata, Actinopteri, Cyprinodontiformes, Poeciliidae. Gene Ontology annotation, cellular component: Cul4-RING E3 ubiquitin ligase complex; intracellular membrane-bounded organelle. Gene Ontology annotation, molecular function: protein binding; ubiquitin-like ligase-substrate adaptor activity. The record is from RefSeq and is a predicted model, not a curated record.